GGGGACAGUGACUACAACAACUUCUGCUUUAUUGGGCUGUUGAGCGGGGACGGCGGCGCGUGUCUCUACUGCGCCUGUGCGUUUUCCUUUUCCGUUUCCGUCUCCUUAAGUGGGCCGCCAGGGUUGCUGGACAGCGGUCUCUCGGUUACUUUGGAUUCGCGUCGCUGUGGUGUUUCCGGCGGAAGAAAGGAGCCGCCAGUGUCCCGACUCUGGAAAAGGGGACGGGUUGCUGACAGUCCUGAAGUUGAAGAGAGAGGCGACUUGCACAAAGAAAGACUGACAGUGAGGAUUAAUAUUUGGAUGAUUUCAAGAUGAGCUUCCUGUUGCCCAAGCUGACCAGCAAAAAAGAAGUUGACCAGGUGAUAAAAAGCACUGCAGAGAAAGUGUUGGUUCUCAGGUUUGGGAGAGACGAGGAUGCUGUCUGUCUGCAGCUAGAUGAUAUCCUUUCUAAGACCUCUUCUGACUUGAGUAAAAUGGCUGCUAUAUAUCUGGUAGAUGUGGACCAAACUCCAGUUUAUACACACUAUUUUGACAUCAGUUAUAUUCCAUCUACUGUAUUUUUCUUCAAUGGGCAGCAUAUGAAAGUGGAUUAUGGGUCUCCAGAUCACACUAAGUUUGUGGGAAGUUUCAAAACCAAACAAGACUUCAUAGAUUUGAUUGAAGUGAUUUAUCGAGGAGCAAUGAGGGGAAAACUUAUUGUCCAGAGUCCUAUUGAUCCCAAGAAUAUCCCCAAAUAUGACCUUCUCUAUCAAGACAUUUAGCAUAUUCCUCCUGCCAGAGUUGAAGAGAAAGACACAUCUCGAAGCAGUACCCGAACACAGCUGUGCUGUUUUUCUGGAGUCCUUCGGAAAUAUGCUGUGUCCCAGUGGAGGAGAGGUUUGACUUGUGCCGAAAAUGCCGGCCCCAAACAGAAGACCCUGCCGGGACUGUGAGGAUCUGGGAAGCCUAAGUAUUCACUCCCUGCAAACCUCAGAGCUGUCAAGUCAAUCGUGAUCAAUUUCUUCAGCGUGUUUUGUUUAACUUCUAUUUAUAUUGUGCUUUUCUUUAUCCCUUAAUACAGAAUUCUCUUCGACAUUGGCUAGUACGAUUUGAUUUAACUAUGUUUAUUGGAUA
Messenger RNA from Rhinolophus ferrumequinum (greater horseshoe bat), 1113 nucleotides. RefSeq names its product thioredoxin like 4B (gene TXNL4B). Bases 312 to 761 code for a protein of 149 amino acids. Gene Ontology annotation, cellular component: U5 snRNP; spliceosomal complex; U4/U6 x U5 tri-snRNP complex. The transcript is spliced from 4 exons. Lineage: Eukaryota; Metazoa; Chordata; Mammalia; Chiroptera; Rhinolophidae. Gene Ontology annotation, biological process: mRNA splicing, via spliceosome. The record is from RefSeq and is a predicted model, not a curated record.